CUUAACCAUCUUUUCAGACGACGACAACGACGCUGACGAGCUGGACACACCAGAUCCACAAAUUCAAAGAGAGAUUACCUCCAUGCUGCGUCCCAGAACUGCCCAGGCGCUUCUGCAAUUAAUACAUGGUGGUCACCCUCUGGGACAGAUCAUAUUCGAUCCCAACAGUCCCAUCCACGAACAAAGCGGCAUAGUCAAAUUUAACAACAUUCGCUACUAUGCGCUCGGUCAAAACCGUCGAUUGGUGAAAGCGCGUCUAGCGGAGCAGAUUUUCCGUGAUAUGGUGUUGGGCGAAAUGCGAAAAAUUGUUACCGACAUAUUCCCAAAUGUCGACAAUCCCUUGAAGCUGGAUGUCGACGCAGAAGUGAUCUUUGCUCAGGAUGACUUUCCUCUGAACCAUGUGGUGUCGUAUGCCCUGCACAAACUGCAGGAACAGUGGGCCAUAGAUGGGUAUACGCUACCGGAUUAUCGACCAAAGGCACGAAAGCUGAAAAAAGUUGGUGAUGGAAUUCCUGGUCCUCGAUGUGUGCCGAAACGAACGCGAGGUGUUGAAGAUCUGCCCGUAAUUGCGCCCGAAAUGAAUCCAACAUGUUUACUUACUUACAUGCGACCUCUGGCCAAAUAUGAGGAACAGCAGCUGAAACAGGGUGCAGCCAUUCCCUGGUUUAUCUACAAGCUCACUGUCGACGGCGAGGAAUUCAAGGGAGAAGCUUCAUCGAAGAAGCAGGCCCGCCGGAAUGCCGCCGCUCAGGCUUGCGGCGCACUGUUCGGUGUUCAAUUUGCCGAACCCGAUGACUAUUGAAAUUCUGUAAUGUAUCCGAGUUGACACACUAUGGACACAAAGAUCCAUACACUCUUAUGGCUUUUGAAAACUCGGACGAAAGUUUUUUCCUCCUUUUUUCACAUUUCAGUUAGCACGACGUAAUUUGUUAAUGUUAAUGGAUUCGAUUUUUUAAGAGAAUACUAUCUUCUUUGUUACGCAAGUAAAACAUGUGUUAUUUAAUUUUGGGUUUUCCGAAGAAGCAAACGAAAAGCAUUUAAUGGCUCAUGCGGAGUAAACCACGUAGACACUUGCGGGGACGGGGGUUGGCGAGUAUUAAACCUCCUCCGGACACUUUUCAAACAACACCGCAGAAGUAACAGAGAGAUCCUACUAAAAAUGGCCAAAGUCAUUGUAAACAGUGGUCGAAAAUUUUUAAAUGUCCUUUAGUCAUGAAUUUGUAAACCAUGUCCGUAAUAUUGCAUGUUUUUUUUCCAAUUCCGGGAUUUUUGUUUAAAUUUUCCCGCGACUUAUAA
Ochlerotatus camptorhynchus is the source of this 1296-nucleotide messenger RNA. RefSeq lists its product as uncharacterized. Lineage: Eukaryota; Metazoa; Arthropoda; Insecta; Diptera; Culicidae. The coding region runs from base 83 to 802 and encodes 239 amino acids. The record is from RefSeq and is a predicted model, not a curated record. The transcript has 2 exons.